AUGUUGUUCCCAGUAAUCAAUAAAAAUUCAAAAGAUGGACAUUAUAAACCACCAACUACAUUUCCUAUAGGACCUUUCAAAAAAUAUAAACAUAAUCCAAUAAUGGUACCUGACCCAAACAUUGAAUUUGAAAGUGCUUAUUUAUAUAAUGCAACAGCUAUAGUAGUAGAAGAUCAUGUAAUAAUGUUAUAUAGAGCACAAAACUCAUCAAAAUUAUCAUCAGUUGGAAUAGCUUGGUCAAAAGAUGGUAUUAAUUUUACAAAAUAUAAAAAACCAAUAAUAUAUGCUACUGAAUCAUAUGAAAAAGGCGGAGGUAUAGAAGAUCCAAGAAUUAUACGUGAUCCAAAACUGAAACUAUUUAUUGUAACUUAUACUGCUUAUGAUCUAAAGACAGCAAGAUUAUGUGUUGCAACAAGUGAAGAUUUAUUUCAUUGGACUAAAAAAGGACCUAUUGUCCCUUCAAAUUGGAAUGAUAUAGCAUGGACUUCUAACGGUAAAACAAUUAUAAGAAACAAUUGGCUGAAAUCUGGUGCAAUUUUUAAUGAAAAAAAUUCAAAAGAUGGGAAAUAUUAUAUGAUUUUUGGAGAUUCUCAAUUACAUUUAGCUGAAUCUAAUAAUUUAAUAGAUUGGAAAAUUACAAAUGAAUUUAAUAAUAAUAUUUGGGCCAAACAUAUUUUUAAUAGAGAAAAUAAAUUAAUUGAAAGUGGACCAGCUCCAAUAAAAAUGGGAAGUGGAGGUGGGAAAAAUUCAAAUCAAUGGAUAUUCAUUUAUAAUUCAGCAACAACAGGUGGAGAAGAUUUACCAAAAGAUACAUAUACUAUAAAUGCAAUGUUAAUAGAUUAUGAUGAAAUUAAACAAGGUCCAAUUGCAAGAUUAGAACAUCCAAUAUUAAAACCUGAACUGAUUAAUGAAGUUGAAGGUCAAGUUAAUAGAGUUGUGUUUUGUGAAGGUAUUGUUCAAUUUAAAGGAAAUUGGUUUUUAUAUUAUGGUCAAGGUGAUUCUGAAUUAGGUGUUGCUAUUGCUCCUGUAACUUGA
Lodderomyces jiufengensis is the source of this 1035-nucleotide messenger RNA. RefSeq lists its product as uncharacterized. NCBI's taxonomy places the organism in Eukaryota, Fungi, Ascomycota, Pichiomycetes, Serinales, Debaryomycetaceae. The record is from RefSeq and is a predicted model, not a curated record. Bases 1 to 1035 code for a protein of 344 amino acids. The transcript has a single exon.